Molecule: messenger RNA, 1463 nt
Organism: Chanos chanos (milkfish)
Lineage: Eukaryota; Metazoa; Chordata; Actinopteri; Gonorynchiformes; Chanidae
Product: ribosomal protein S6 kinase beta-2-like
Exons: 15
Coding region: 1-1401 (466 amino acids)
Biological process (GO): protein phosphorylation; signal transduction
Molecular function (GO): ATP binding; protein serine/threonine kinase activity
Source: RefSeq, a predicted model, not a curated record
AUGGCGGGAGUGUUUGAUAUCGAUCUGGAGUCAGAGGACCUGAGUGACGCGGAGGAUGAAGUUUGUGGCGAUAUCCCUGUGGCAGAUACUGACAACACUCUGGCUACAGAGGAGGUGGAGCUCACUAGUGCCAGUGUAAACAGGGACAGUGAGAGGGUUGGUCCAGACUGCUUUGAGCUUCUCACCGUACUAGGAAAAGGAGGUUAUGGCAAAGUUUUUCAAGUGCGGAAAGUACAGGGAGCUCAGACUGGUAAAAUAUUUGCCAUGAAAGUCUUGAAAAAGGCAAAGAUAGUGUGCAAUGCUAAGGACACAGCCCACACGCGCGCAGAGCGAGAGAUCUUGGAGACUAUCAGACACCCUUUUAUCGUGGAACUGUGGUAUGCCUUUCAGACCGGAGGCAAACUCUACCUCAUCCUGGAGUGUCUAAGUGGUGGAGAACUGUUUAUGCAACUGGAGAAGGAAGGAAUUUUCAUGGAAGACACAGCGUGUUUUUAUCUUGGUGAAAUAACGUUAGCCCUGGGACACCUCCACGCCAACGGUAUCAUCUACAGAGAUCUUAAACCAGAGAACAUUAUGCUAAACCAUCAAGGGCACAUCAAGCUGACUGACUUUGGCCUGUGUAAGGAGUCCAUCCACGACGGGACUGUCACUCACACGUUCUGCGGCACCAUCGAGUACAUGGCUCCAGAGAUCCUGACCCGCUCAGGACACAACAGAGCGGUGGACUGGUGGAGCCUGGGAGCCCUGAUGUACGACAUGAUGACCGGCUCGCCUCCGUUCACUGCGGAGAACAGGAAGAAAACCAUCGACAAAAUUCUCAAGGGGAAGCUCAACCUGCCGCCGUACCUCACUCCGGACGCCAGGGACAUGAUCAAAAAAUUGCUGAAGAAGAACCCAACGCAGAGGCUGGGCUCCAGCAAAGCUGACUGUGCAGACAUCCAGAAACAUCAUUUUUUCAGACACGUCAACUGGGACGACCUUUUAAAUAAGCGAAUUGAGCCCCCCUACAGGCCAUCCUUGCAGUCAGAAGAGGAUGUUAGUCAGUUUGACAGUCGAUUCACACGCCAGACGCCCGUGGACAGUCCUGAUGACACUACCCUGAGCACAGAUAACACAUUUGCUGGCUUUACCUAUGUAGCUCCGUCGGUGCUGGAGAGUCUGAAGGAGGGCUUCUCUUUCGAGCCUAAAGCGCGUCACGUCCGCAGACACAACAGCAGCCCACACACACCCAUCAGUCCUCUGAAAUUCUCUCUGACUGAACCUUUCAAGACCAGCAUGGAUGGAGACAUUGUGUCCCCUGUUCAGAGCCCGCCCUUUCCCACAGAAACCAACUGUGUCACGCAGCCAAUCAGAACCCCUGGGCGAAACAAAAAGCAAAAAGGACACCGCAGUGGCAGAUGAAAGUGACAAUCAUUCAGAACAUCACUCUGCUCAGGGGUGGCGCAUGCUUUCUUUUUUUUCUG